Oryctolagus cuniculus (rabbit) is the source of this 7882-nucleotide messenger RNA. The record is from RefSeq and is a predicted model, not a curated record. NCBI's taxonomy places the organism in Eukaryota, Metazoa, Chordata, Mammalia, Lagomorpha, Leporidae.
GCAGCGCCCUCCCGGCUCUCGCCCGCCGCCGCCACCCGCCUCAACCCUGUCCCUGCAGCCCAGGCCCCCGUAUCGAGAACAGUGAAGCGCAGGUGGAUGGGUCCCCGCCGCUGCCCACUGCGUGAUGCGGGGCCGGAGAGUGGUUCUGGCAGAGGGGGCGGCACGUGCAUGGAGGUCCGGAGCCAAGAGCGUGAGGCGGAGCGCAGCCUGCACGAGCAGACUGGGUGUUGCACCUUCGCCGUGCGGAUUCCAGAACUCAUGGAGGCCUUUGAAGGAAGGAAGGAUCUACGUUCGCGUUCUAAGUUUCCCAGAGACCGAACCGAGGACGUUGGUAGUGCCUGGCACUGUGACCUUUGAAGACGUGGCUGUGAACUUUUCCCAGGAAGAAUGGGGGCUCCUUAAUGAGGGUCAAAGACAGCUGUACCGUGAUGUGAUGCUGGAGAACCUGGCACUUCUGUCCUCCUUGGGUUGUUGGCGUGGAGUGGAAAAUGAGGCACCUUCUAAGCAGAGUCUUUCCAUACUAAAAAUGUCUGACGUCUGGACUCCUAAGACAGGUGUGUGUCCCAGGAAGGCCCAUGGCUAUGAAAUAUGUUUCCCCAUCUCAGGAGACAUUGUGUGCCUGAGUGAGCACUGGGGAACACAUCACACACAGAAACUGGACAGUUGUGACACUCAUGGGAAAAAGGUGUCUGACAGUGUUAAACUUCAUCAGCACCAGGGUCAGCAUAUUGGAGAGAAACUCAAUGGAAACAUAGGCGGAGUCUCGUGUGUGAAGAGCUGUAAGUUGCAUGUUUCGGGGAAACCGUUCAUCUUCAACGGUAUUGAGAAUGACUUCCUUGUCAGACUCGGGUUCCUCCAGCACGAGGCCGCUCCUGUUGGGAAGACGUCAACCAGCAAGAGCCAGUGUGGGGCACCCUUUCUUGGGGGAGAACCUCCUCACAACUGGGGAGAACCUGCGCAGACCUUCAGCUCCCAACAGACGCUUGUUUUGGACCAGAGGCUGCUUACUAGAGAACCAUGUUAUAUUUACAGUGAAUGUGGCAGUGUUUUUAAUAGAAAUGGUAGCUUCAAUAACCAUCAGACCAUUCAUUCUGGAGAAAGACCAUAUGAGUGUCGGGAAUGUGGGAAAUUUUUUACCUACAGGUGUAAUCUCUUAGCCCACUUGAGAGUUCAUACAGGAGAAAGACCAUAUGAAUGUGGGGUAUGUGGGAAAUCAUUUAGCUUAAAGUCUAACCUGAUUCGACAUCAGCGAGUUUAUAGUGGAGAGAGUUCAUAUGAGUGUAGUGACUGUGGAAAGUUGUUUAGCUACAAGUAUAACUUGGUUGAACACCAGAGAGUUCACACUGGUGAAAGGCCAUAUGAAUGCAGUGAGUGUGGGAAGUCAUUUCGCCAGCGCUCUACACUCUGUCAACAUAAGAGACUCCACUCGGGACAAAAACCUUACGAGUGUACUGACUGUGGGAAGUGUUUUGCGGAAAACUCCAGCCUCAUUAAACACAGAAGAAUCCAUACUGGAGAAAGGCUGUAUGAGUGCAGUGAGUGUGGAAAAUCCUUUGCAGAAAACUCCAGCCUCAUUAAACAUAGGAGAGUUCACACUGGAGAGAGGCCUUAUGAAUGUGUAGAAUGUGGAAAGUUAUUUAGGCACAAGUCUCACUUGGUUGUACACCAGAGAUUUCACACUGGAGAAAGGCCUUAUGUAUGUGGAGAAUGCGGGAAAUCCUUUAGCAAACAGUACAACCUCAUUCGACAUCAGCAGAUUCACACUGGACAAAAUUCAUAUGAAUGCAGGGAAUGUGGAAAACUAUUUAGCUACAAGUACAACCUCAUUGAACACCAGAGAAUUCACACAGGAGAAAGGCCAUAUCAAUGCAAUGAAUGUGGGAAAUCAUUUCGUCAAAGCUCUUCACUCCUCCAACACCGGAGACUUCACAUUGGACAAAAGCAUUAGUGUAGUGAACACUGAGAAUGCUUUACUGAAAACUAACCUCAUUCUACAUGGGACUCACACUGGAGAAAAGUGUUAUGCAUGCUCUGAAUACGGAAAAUCUUUUCACGAAGCUCUUAGUUUUUUUGAUAUUCUAGAGUUCAUGCUGGAGAAAGUUUCAUAAUUGAAACAAAUUUGAGAAAUUUUUUUAGUCAAAAUUCUGUGCUUUUUCAAGGUCUGAGUUCACACUUAGGAGUGUGGCAGAUGUGGGAAGUUCUGCAGCUAAAACUAGCUUCAGUUCCCACCAGAGAGCCCCUGGUGAAGUGCCUUUUGAAUGUAGUGUGAGGAAACUGUCAGACUGACCUCUUUGGAUAUUAGGACUAUCCCAAUGAGAAAAAUACUGUAGCUGUGCAGGGUGUGUUAUUUCUUCAGUGUAACACUGGAGGAGAUAUGUAUGUAUGUGUGUGUGUGUGUGUGUGUGUAUAUAUAUAUAUAUAUAAAACAACUGAAUUGAACCUCAUACAUCAAAAAAAAUCUGCGUUAAGCUGCUGCCCAUGACACUGACGUCCUAGUGUGAGUCCUGGUUACUGUGUUUACUGUCCAGCUCCCUGCUAAUGUCCUGGGAAAGCAGGGGAAGAUGACCCAAGUAUUUGGGCCCCUGCCACCCACAUGGGAGACUCAGAUGAAGUUCGCGGCUGCUGGCUUUGGCGUGGCCCUGCUGCUCUGUUCAUUGCAGCCAUUUGAGGAGUAAAUCAGUGUAUGGAAGAUUUCUUUGUCUCUCCAUCUCUCCUUUUCUGUAACGCUGCCUUUCAAAUAAAUCUUUAAAAAGAACUGUUUAAAUCUCGGAUACGUGAGAGCUGCAAGGUAUUUUUCAGUUUACCUUGGAUCCUUGACUGACUUAGCCCUCUGAGAAAAAGCAUGUCACCUCUGCCACUUGGGAGGUCCUCAGCGUGCAUCAUGUUCUCACCCCGUCAUGUUUAGGAAGGAAGCCUUGAUGGUCUCCCAUUUGCUGCAGGAAUUUGUGGUUAGCUUCAGCAUUUACUCCUUUCUCAUUUCUUACCCUUUGAUGAGUUACACUAUAGGCUCGAUGGAGUUUAUUUUAAAAGUUUAUUUAUUUCAAAGACUGGGUGACAGAGGUGAAAUGCAAAGAUAUCUUAGAUCCACCAAUUUACUCCCCAGAUGACUGCAGUGGCCAGGGCUGAGCCAGGCUGAGGUCAAGAGCCCAGAACUCUGAGGUCUCGCAUGUGAGUGGCCAGGGCCUACAUACUUAUGCCAUUUUUUGCUGCUUUCCCAGGAACAUUAACAGGGAGCAGGAUUGAAAAUGGAGUAACUAGGACUCCAAUCUGUGCUCUGAUAAGGGAUACCAUCAAUGCAAGCGAGCAUUGUCUUAACCUGUUGUGCCACAAUGCAGCCCCUCUGAUGCAGUCUUUUGACCCAGAGGACUCUACUGGUGACAUGAAAAGAUAGAAUUAUUUUUUUCAGGGGCUUUGUGGGUCUGUUAAGACUGUUGAAGUUGUAUUUCCAGUUUCCAGAUCACAAGUCCCAGAACAUCCUGUUCCUCUUCACUCCCUGUCGUUUUGGCUUACGCUGAAAUGAAGGCCUGAUUGUUUAAGCUGCCUUCACCUUAGGACCUGUAUUUGCCAUCUGUGGUGGUUUGUAAACAACAGAAUUCUACCAUGUACAAACAGGCUGGGAUUGGUUGGGAUUACUGAACUUUGUGUGCCUCAGAGGGGACAGUGUGAUGGCAGAAUGUAACUUGACCCCAGUUUUGACGUACUUUCUGUUUCUUGCAGAAUAUAACUGUCUCUUGGUUUUGUCCUACUUUAUAUUUCUGCCCAAGACCUCCAAAGGAAGACUUUAGAGCUUUGUAGUUCUUUUUUAAAAAAUUUUAUUAAUUUUUAUUUGAAAGGCAGAGAGAGGGAGAGAGAUCUUCCAUCUGUUGGUUUAUCCCCCAGAUGACUGCAACAGCCAGUGCCAGGCUGAAGUCAGCAGACAGGAAUUUUAUCUGGGUCUUCUGUGUGGAUGGCAGGGACCCAAGAACUGAGCCAUCACCUGCUGCUUCCUAGGGUGCACAUCGGCCCAAAGCUGGGUUGGAAGCUGAGGGUGGGACUUGAUCCCAGGCAGUGUGAUAUGGAAUGCGGUAUCUGAGUGGCAGCUUGAUCCAUCAUGCUGUGGUACCCCUGUGGUUCUGACUUGUUGCAUGGAUGCUGCAUUAAUGUGUGAAUUCAUAGGUCAGCCUGAGGAAAGGGCCAUAUUCGUGACAACCUCUUGUACUUCUGAGAAUAACACAGAAUUGUUCUCUUGUUCACAAGAAAUGUUGCGUUGUGCUUAGCACCGGUGAGCAGAAUCAGUUCCCCAGGUUCAACAAUGGUUUCUUGUACCCCAAUGUCCUGAAUUUAGUAGAGUAGCAUCACAAGUUACAGGUUUAUGGGGGUGGGAAAUAGUGACACGUUUAUAGGGAGUGAGGGGAACUGCAGGAAAGUGGUUGGAGUGGGCUGUUUUAACAGGGCAGUGCGAUGACUGAGUCACAGCUUGUGGUGGAUGAGGUGGCACAGAAAUUCUCAGGACUUUAGGGUUUGGGGUAGCUGAGGUCCUUGUCAGAGAAUAUGAAGUAAAGGUUUAGUGGACUCCUGCAGUGUUGUACACUGUUCACAUCAGUGCCAUUCCUGCGUAAGCAGGAGGAAGAGGGUACAAGAGGCCCCUUAGUUUAGUUAGCGAUGAGGCUUUUCUGACCAGCCAGUCUUCCUAUUGGAUCAGGUGGAAAUGGCCUUGUUCACUCAUAUUUGCUAUGCCAAGGCUGGUUGUCCCACCCAGGGCAUGAGGAGAGAGUUUGUAGCAUCUAUAUAGGUUGCCAAAUUUAUUUACCAAAAAUAAUAGGAAAUUCAGAUUUUAUUUUGAACUUUAAAAAAAAGGCUUUUGCAAGGUAUAAAUGACAUUCCAUAAACUGCACAUAUUUAAAUUGUAUAAUUUGGGGCCAACGCUGCGGUGUAGCAGGUUAAACCACCGCCUACAGUGCCGGCAUCCCAUAUCAGUGCCAGUUCAAGUCCCAGCUGCUCCACUUCUGAUCCAGCUCUCUGCUAAGGCCUGAGAAAGCUGUAGAAGAUGGCCCAAGUCCUUGGGCCGCUGCACCCAUGUGGGAGACCUGGAAGAAGCUUCUGGCUCCUGGCUUCGGAUAGGUGCAACUCUGGCCAUUGUGGCCAAUUGGGGAGUGAAUAAGCGGAUGAAAGACCUCUUUGUCUCUGCCUCUUUUCUCUAUAACUCUGACUUUCAAAUAAAUAAAUAAAUCUUUAAAAAAUAAGUUGUACCAUUUAAUAAGUUUUGAUAGCCAUAUGUACUCAUGAAACAAUCAUAAUCAUGAACCUACCCAACAUUGGUAUUACCUGGUGCCCUUUAAUAUCUUUCUACUUUCCAGGCAACCAUUGAUUUACUUUGUUUUAUAAUACAGUAAUUUUUACUUUCCAAGAUUUUAUGUGAUUGAAAUGAAAAUGUUUAAUUCUUAAAUGUACAUUUCUUAAGCUUGAGUUCUGUUCUCUGGCAUAUUGAAGUUCCUCAAUGGUAAUAUAUAAGAAGUUCAGUCUUUUUAUGUUACUGAGAACUAACAUGCUGAAGAUACACCAUAAUUUCUCUAUUUAUGUGUUUAUGGGCAUUGAGUUUCCUUAUUUUGCGUGUUACAAAUAAAAUACUGCCAACAUUUAAAGAUUUAUUUUAAUUUGAAAGGCAGGGUUACAGAGAGGCAGAGAGAGAGAGAGAGAGAGAGAGAGAUCUUCCAUCUGCUGGUUCACUUCCCAAAUGGCUGCAAUGGCCGGAGCUUGGCUGAUCUGAAGCCAGGAGUCAGGAGCUUCUUCCAGGUCUUCCAUCUGAGUGCAGGGGCCCAAGGACUUGGGCCAUCUUCUGCUGCUUUCCCAAGCCACAAGCAGAGAGCUGGAUCAGAAGUGGAGCAGCUGGGAUUCGAACCAGUGCCUCUAUGGGGUGCUGUCACUGCAGGCGGGAGUUUUACCUGCUAUGCCACAGUGCCAGCCCCAAGAUACUGCAGACAUUUAAAUACAACUUUUCAUAGAGAUGUGUUUCAUUUCUCGUGUGUUAAAUUUCUCAGUAUGGAUGAAUAGAUAACAUCUUAAGGAAGGCCAGUUUGACCUCAAACUUAAAUGUUUCCUUUUCUAAUUAUAACAGCAGGAUGUGAGUUCCAGUUCUUUCACAUCCUUAUCAGUAAAGAAUAUGGCUGAUUUUUAAGAAUUUUUAACCUUUCAAUAAGUGGAUAUGUUUUCAUUGUUUACUUGUCAGUUCAUACCUAUUUUUUUCACUGAUUUUUUAAAAAUGAAUUUUAUUUUUUUUUCUUUUCCUGAAGAAAGAUGAAAAUAGUGCAACAGCAAAGACUUAUGCUGAACCUCAUUCAUUCUUCAGUGACAUCUUUGCUCUACGGAAUAAUUAUUUUUAAGUACCAUAAGGUACGAUCUGGGCAUCCAUUUUGUGUCGAAGAAUAAGUAUCCCAAGACGACAGUUCAUGUGAUUCCAGGGCAGAGAAGCAGGAUGAUAAGACGGCUUUUCCUUUACUCUUCUGCAUCUUCCUGCUCUUUCCUUUCUCCGCAUCUGUUUUUCCUCAGAGUUCUCAUGAGUGGGAAGGAUACACAUUUUGUGGAAAUAGGAAUUUCAUGUUAGCCACGUUUCCCGGCUGCCGGGGCUGUACUCACCUCACAAGUUCGUGCUCAGUGUCCAGGAUCCUACCGUUGACUCCUGUGCAUAUUCUUUUUCCCUCAUGUGUAUUCUAAGGCUUCACAGAUGACUUUCUAGCUAUUUAUAUCCUCAAUGGAGAAUUGUACUAGUCGACCUUAAUGAAUUAAUUUGCUCCUCCACAGUUGUUUUCCAGAGACAGCCUCGCUUUCACAGACUGUCAGUGUACUUAGAGGCGGAAUGAAAAUCCCGGUGCAGCAAGGGGGUGAGAUGGGAUCCAGACUCUCUGAAGGUGCAUGGGCCCACUGUCCACACCUGUAGGAGUGCCGACAUUACAGAUGCCAUCCUGGAAGCACAUGUGAAUUUAGCAAGACGCCACUUUCCCCAUAAAGAUCAUGAUGUUAGGAGAAAUGGCAGAUCUCAAUAAGAAAUGUAUAUGGAAAAACAGUUCUGCUUUUUUUUUUUUUAAGUUUUUAUUUCGGUGAAGUAAGAGUUAUGGGGUGGGGGGUGGGGACAGAGGGUAGGGAGGAAGCUUCCAUUUGCUGGUUCACUCCCCAGAAGCUUGCAAUGGCCAGAGCUGGGCCAGGCUGAAACCAGGAGCCAGGAGCUUCUACCAGGUGUCCCAUGUGGGUGCAGGGGCGGUCUUCUUUCUGCUUCCCAGGCUGUUAGCAGGGAGUUGGGUUGGAAGAGGAGUACCUGGGACAUGAGCCUGCACUCUCAUGGGAUGCUGGAGUUGGCAGGUGGCGGCUUUACCACUACUCCAAAACUCCAGCCCCAGCAGUUCUGCUUCCUGCUGUUGAGUCACAAAUGCUGAGGGACCAAGAGGAAAGGUGCCAGCGUGGCUGCUUGCCAUAGGGUUGCCUAGAAUCCUGCAUGUUUCCUCUUUGCCCUGUUCUUCCUGACACCUCGGACCUAAAGCACCAGUCCUCAGAGAUUGUUCAUUGUAAGAGCUUCACCUGAGAAGGAAAGAGCAAGAGAACUGCUUACUUUUCUCCAGUUGUCUUUGUAGCAAUUACUGGACAUGAAUUUUUGUCCUCUUGGGAGCUUGAUUUGUAAAUGGAAUCUGCAGGAAUAACACGUCUUUGAAGGAUCAAGAGUUAAAACUCCCUGACCCAUUUUAUGAAGGGAAAGAGGUUUCAGAAUAGUGAGUAAAAGACUGUUAGAGAUGACAGAGAUGUCAUUUCCUAAUGUGUUCUUGAGUGAUAGCAUAUCUUGUAUAUAAAUAAUCACGAUCAAUCAGCAGUAUUUCACUGCUUUCUCUGAGGAAAAAUCUUGAUCCUCCCCCCCCCC